Molecule: messenger RNA, 6061 nt
Organism: Pomacea canaliculata
Lineage: Eukaryota; Metazoa; Mollusca; Gastropoda; Architaenioglossa; Ampullariidae
Product: protein naked cuticle homolog 1-like
Exons: 6
Coding region: 1021-2490 (489 amino acids)
Biological process (GO): negative regulation of Wnt signaling pathway
Cellular component (GO): cytoplasm
Molecular function (GO): calcium ion binding
Source: RefSeq, a predicted model, not a curated record
UCGAGCUUUUAAGGAAGUUGUCGGCGCUUGGUUGUUCAUUUUUCUUUUAAAUUUUCUGUCGUUUUUGUACUUUUUGUUGUAAAUUUGGUUUCUUUCGUCCUCUCUCUUUUUGCGCGGAUGUCUUUGUUUUGGGCUCCAUUGUUUGACCCACGAAGAAUGCCAGAGGAAAAGUCGCUAGGCCAUCGGGGUCAGGGCGAUAACAGCGCGUAAUAGGGGCGAUAAUUGAGCGCUCGCUCGCACGCACGCGCGCAAGAGAAGGGCAACAGGCCGGUAUCGUGUUCUGCCAGACCUUGCGACUCGCGCAUGACUGCAAGCAGCGCGCGGCAAACGUACCCUCUCGUCACACCACCCCUCCCUCCCUUCCUUUCUCCCCCUCACCAUCCCCUCCUUCCCUCCAUCCAUCCACUCCACCACGCGCCUGAGGGAGUCUAUAGCAUCUACGUUUCGUCGAGACACCAUCAUGGGGCGAACAGGUCUUGAGUUUCCCUGACAACCGCAACCGAGAUCAGGUAAACUACAGGCGGCUUUCGAGAUGUUUUGGUCCACCUGGUGUCCCGGUGCUGCUCAGGAAGAGGCGGAGGCGGGAGGUUCAAAGUUCGAAACUGAGCGACUGUGACCACUAGAACUCCUACUAGAGGGAGUGUGUUUGUGUGUGGGUUUGUAUGUCUGUGUGUAUAUACGCACGCACGCACGCACUCCUCGGCUGGUGCAACAAGUCCUCGACAGAUCGUCUCUACUGAUGACCGAGGACCACGUGAACAGGAAUGGGUCGUGACCUCUGGGAUUUUACACAGAUUCUGCAUAUCGAAACACCACCAACCCCCUUCGUCGCCAAGAAAACCCCAAGUUUGAUGGGAAUGGCAUCGUUAAAAAGAACUCGCUCCUAAUAUCGAGUGCUGCGUGUGUGCAAGAUAUCAUAAAGCAAUCGGUAACCAUUGAAAACCGUUUUCCGCUGCGCCGAGUGCAGUGCUGGAACAGUUGGUUUUCUCGCUCGCACUCGAGCAGGAGGCGGCACGGAGGAUGUCUUUCUUCAGGGGCUGCUUGCGCUCACUCUCUAUUGUGGAGUUACCACCACAAGUGGGCGAGACGGAGACGUCACGUGUCUUGAAACUGGACCAAGGGGAGGGAAACGACGAUGAGAAGGGAGACAAGGCCAACAAUCUCAGCAUUGAGGAGUUCGAGUGCGGAGUGCAGUUCGAGGGGACCGAGAACUCGAAGCAGGAGUGGAGUUUUACUCUCUACGACUUUGACGGCCACGGUCGCAUCACGAAGGAGGAUCUUGCCAGUCUCCUGAAGGCCCUGUACGAUGCCGUGGGCUCUUCCAUCCGCCUCCCGCCCAACGGCGCCAAGACGCUGAAGCUGCGCCUGACGGUGGGGCAGGACCGUACCCAGGUGCACACCCUGACGACCAGCAAGCCUCUGGCGGGUGGCAAACGCAAAGAGAACAGCAGUAGUAAGGGCAAGUCACCGCAGGACGUGAAGGGAACAACCAAACAACAGCAGUUCUCGCGCCUCAACAACCUCACCCGCACCAGCGUCAAGUGCAACAACCAAACGCAGGACGCAAACGGCCAAGGGCAAGGUCCCAAUCCAGGGGAGGUUACUGAAGGGUCCGCCCGCAAGCAGUUAUCGCCCGAGGACCAGCAACAGCUGGUGGAGCUGGUGCAGGAAAACAUGGAGCGGAACCACGUCAAACAGCUCAGACGACACCACAGUGAAUACCACAACUCGGACAAGCCCAACACAAGAGGCGGCACCGAAACCGCCAUGCGGCUGCUAGCGGUCAGAACAAAGCCGCCGCCGGCACCACUACCACCACGACAGCCACGACAGCCGCCGCGCUGGCCCUGGCGGAGGUGGGUUGCCGACCGGCGGAGAGCCAGGACCGUCGUAACUACUACCUCGACUGGCAGGCGUGGACAGCAGCAACCUCAACAACGCCAAACUCUGGAACAACCCCUCGUUGCCCGGCGGCGUGGUGGCUGGUGUGGUCAGCGGAAGCGGCGGUCACCACCGCUCCGGUCGCACGACGUCAGCGCUGGAGGAGGCGGCGGCAACAAGUGUGAUAACUCCAAACGGGAGUCGGAGAACGUGCAGCGCGUGAGCGCGCAUCAACAAUUCUUGCAACAGAACCACCUCCGCUCGCGGUCGUUUGACCCGCAGGACACGACAGUUCGUGCCGCCAAGAGCGGCGGCGGGGGAGUCGGUGGCGGCGGCGGCAACGGAGCGGCAGCGGCAGCGGAACCUUCUGCCGCCGGGGGGUUGGCGGUGUGGGAGGAGGAGGUUCGCCGCACAAACACAGCCGAUUCCGGCCGGUCAGCCUACCUGGUCACGUGCCUGCCUCCGUGUCGCCGCACUACCACAGGCGGCACCGACACCGGGAGAAAGACCACGACCUGGCCAUGCAGCAGGUGGCGGCGUGGAUCGAGCGCGAGCACUCCUGGGACCUGGACGGGGAGCGAAGUGGCGGCAACGGAGGCGGCGUCGUAGUGCAGCGGCACCACCACCACCACAUCCACGAGCACCAUCAUCAUCACCAUUACCACCACUACUAUGAAGCCUGACUGCUAGGACCUUGUGUGUCGGCUGUCUCUCUUUCCUCUCUCACUCUCUGUCCCUCAGUCGCACCUGGCGAGGGACUAGUGGCAGGACAGGUACGAAGAACGUGCGGGUAAGACUUUGGGUUGGCCAGCCACUCCCACUCCCAGUUUCGCCGAGAACCUUACCACGCGUUGUGCUGCCCUCUGGCCGGUGGGUGUCAUCGGUCAGGCGGACCAUGUUUUUGCAUUUCCUGUCAAAUUUUUCCAGGUGAUAUUAUUUUAUUAUUAUAAAUACUUUCGUACCAUGUGUAACAAUGGCCUUUGUGUUGCGCACCAUGUUUUUUUUUUUUUGUCCCGCCUUACACAACAGGAAACGCCGGACAGUAGACAAACAAACAAUUGUUGUUGGUGUUCUGACUCGCAAGUUUGGAAGGAAUUGAUGGGUGGGGUUAGAAACAUUGGCUUCUUUUUCUGUAAUCAUGUCUGUCAGUCAUGAACUAUGAGGAGAGAGUCAAUUGACGGCUGUUUUCAUUAGUCUGAAGGCGUUGGGAAUUUUAUUUACCAUGUCGGUGAAAGAGAGAAAAUGUGUGUGAGUGAGUGUUUGUAUCAAGGAUUUUUGGACUCCAGUAUCAAGUGUGUUGACAUCGUUUGGAAUUUUGAUGUACAGCCAGUGCCAUGUGUUAAAGACCUUUGGACUUUCGACUCAAAAAGCCAGAAAACUCGUUGACCUAAAGCAAGUGUUUGGAUAUAUUAUUUUAAAACGAGUGUCGACAAGGCCCUGCUGACUUCAUGUCUCUUUGCAUGACCUCAAACCCUGGAGAACGCUGCUUUAGGUUGUGAAACUUUCUUCGAAAACUGGAACACUUCAGUAAAACGAAAGAAGAGGCUAACAGGAGUUUGUAAUGGAGUAGAUGGGGGGAUUCUUCUGUUCAGGACUAUCUAAAGAAUCGUCUAAGUUCUCAUAAUGAUGGUGAUCAGUAGUUGUGUAUACACGUGGUUGUGUUUGCGCUUGUGGAUCUGGAGAUGACUGUUUGCGAUAUCAAAUAUGUAUGUGUGUUUUAGAGAGAGAGAGAAAAGAAAAGGUCCUGUACCUACCACAAUACAUGCAGGGUGGACAGAAGUUCACCUUUACUUCAUGUAAUAAAUAAUCAGCGAAUGCGAAGUCUUCGAAACAUUUUGUGUAGACAGUGUUAAGGCAAGUCAAGGUAAAGAAAAAUAAAAUAUUUGUGUUACUUUGAGGAUGGGACAAACAUAAGGAAGUGUUUAUUAAGCUUAUCCACCCGGCUUGUUAGACUUGUAUCAUCUCACCCACCCGCUUACCUACUCGUAGCUUUUGUUGCGCCUGACCUGUGGGUUGUGCACGAUGUCGAGGCUUCCUAGUCUUUCAAACCGGCCAUUCCACCAUCGGGUACCGUCUAGUCCCUCCCUACCUACCUUUCCCCACCCCACAAACCACGUUAUACAGCCCCCAGUGAAGGAAAUCAACGUACUAACCAAUCUUUCAAAACAACAUAAAAAUUCCUUAUUUAUUGACAUAUAACACAGGCCAUAUCUUCCCUACCCUUAACUACCCCAACCUUCUCUCCCUCUUUCCCCACAAUCCCUUGGCAUAUUCCGUGCAGGCAAAUUCUUGGAGGGUGAGCGGCACAGAAGCGGGUUAUGUUAUCCAACAUCACCUGAGGAAAAAGCUGGAAAUAAACUGAAUCUUUGGCACGCAGCUGCACGUGCUACGGCAGUUCAUCUGCGCAAAGUGCCGUGCCGAGCGAGAUGUCAGGUCUGCCCGACACCCCGGGGUAAAACUACGGCUAAUCUCGAGGUUGUGUGGGAGCUCGCUGGUGUAAGAAUCGUGCGGAUGGAUACAGUUGACGAAGAGGUGCGUCACAGACUAGCAAUCCUAGAAAUGCAAUGACAAAUACAAAAUAUAGAGAUGGAUACAAAAAGCCAGCAAUUUUGACAAUUAAAAAAGACAAGAACGAGUAAACCUGGGUGUCGUAUUAUUUUAUAUUCUUUUGCAUUCGAUUGAGGUUCACGUCAGGUCCGAAAUGCAAUUCCUCUAAAGACUGGGGAGGGGUGGGUUUGUUAUGGUUACUACCGGAUCGGAACAUCUGUUGUGAGAUCGUCAUAUAUAUAUAUAGCUUAAUAAUCGCGAGGACUUAAUGAGUGCUCACGUUUUGAAAAAAAAAAGUUUAAAAACUUAAAAAGUAGUAAUUUGUGAACCUAUUGACCCACGAGAAAAAUUAGUAUUGAUACUGUGCAGAGACAAGGAUUAGUAUUGUCUCUGUUCAGAGCAUUUUUGAGGUGAUCUUCGCUGGUCAGAAACUUCCAGAAGAUGUUCCGCAUGUUUGUAUAUACGAUGCUAUUUUAAUGUAAUUUUUGUGAAGAAAAGAAAACAUUGACAGUGUUGUUAAGUAUUUGGUCAAAACGCCUUGUCACAUUGCUUGCACAUUGAAGGAUACGAUCUGUUGCUUUUUGGCAGUGAUGGUUGUUGUACCUUUAUUCACUCACGAAUCGUGUCCUUCUCUUUCACAGUACGCAUUGUGUGUAUGUGUGUAUGCGAGUGUGCGUGCGUGUGGAUGAGCAAGGUCCACAUGCAAGACGAUUGCAAUUCCUGUACUUGGCGAUGUACUUGAGCCGUUACAUCUACCUCAAGUUUUCAGUAAGACAUCACAAACGAGAGUUCAUUUUUACCUGUAUUAUUAUGGGAUGUCAAGUCGGCAACCUCCGUGCUGCGGGAAUGUGCGACACAAAACAGUAUUUGGACAGAAAGUAUACUUUGUAGACCUGUCAUCUCUAUUUCUUUAUUGCAAUGUAUUCGUGUUGCUGAUUGUUCCUAAAUUAAAAAGCACAGGUAGUGAACAGGUGAAGACUGUCAGACCAGUCAGGUAUGAAAUGGUUGAUCACAAGUCUUGAGUUUAAAUGAUAGGUUUUCACAAACUAGACUCGACAAAAGCAGUGAAUUUCUUCCUUUUGGCAUCGGGUAUGAUAAGCAGGAGUGUUGUGUAUGGACGAAGUGUUUGUUGAUGCUCAGUUUGUCAACAGGUAAACAUGUUUGUAAACAGUUUUCAGCGAGUAGUGAGAAUCUCUCGUCACAAAGGACAAGUUUGUCCGUGAGAAAACAUUGUUUGUCACUGAGACCAAACAAUUAACAGGUUAAGAUGAUGUUUAGGACACACACAAUUUUUUUCCAGGUUGCUUUGUUCAUAUUGGGUGCUAGACUUGCACUGUCAGUUUUUUUGUUGUUUUUAUAUUUUUUAAAAUAAAUUUUUUCCCUUUUGUUUGUUAAGACUGUGAUGAGCAAGUUUUUGUGUGUCGGUGUGUGCGUGUCUCACUUUAUUUACGCUCAGGACAUUGAGUUACAGGAUGUGAGGUGUUGUUGGUGUGCUUACCUGGAUGUCUGCGGCUAUACGUCACUGAGCAUGCGCGUGGCUGUGCUUCCUGUGACGGUUCUUGACGUGGAGCGAACACAAACAUGUUUCUACAAAUAUAUCUCUUGCACGAGGUAUUAAAGUUCUUGAAUCUUG